UGGUUUGCCAUCUCUUAGCUGUGUUCAUAGUCUAUCUUAAGAAAAUGGCUCGUACUAAGCAAACUGCGCGAAAAUCGACUGGUGGAAAAGCUCCUCGGAAGCAAUUAGCUACCAAGGCAGCUCGAAAGAGUGCGCCUGCAACUGGUGGGGUAAAGAAACCUCAUCGUUAUAGGCCUGGCACUGUUGCUCUUCGUGAAAUUCGUCGUUAUCAGAAAAGUACUGAAUUACUUAUCCGAAAAUUACCGUUCCAACGUCUCGUACGUGAAAUUGCUCAAGAUUUCAAAACCGAUUUACGUUUCCAAAGUUCAGCUGUGAUGGCUCUUCAAGAAGCUAGUGAAGCAUACUUGGUUGGAUUAUUUGAAGAUACUAAUCUCUGUGCCAUUCACGCAAAACGUGUUACUAUCAUGCCCAAAGAUAUUCAAUUAGCUCGACGAAUUAGAGGAGAAAGAGCUGUUUGGCUUCAACUUUUGGACGAUGCUAUGUAUUGUUAUUUAGUAUUUUUGCCAGAUUUGAAGAUCUAUAAGCGCGGUAAAGUGAAGGGAAAGACGAAGUCACGGUCAAAUAGAGCUGGAUUACAAUUUCCAGUUGGUCGUAUCCAUCGUCUUUUAAGGAAAGGUAAUUAUGCAGAACGCGUUGGAGCCGGAGCGCCAGUUUAUUUGGCAGCAGUGAUGGAAUAUUUAGCUGCUGAAGUUCUCGAGUUGGCCGGAAAUGCUGCUCGUGAUAACAAAAAGACAAGAAUUAUUCCGAGACAUUUACAAUUGGCAAUUCGAAAUGACGAAGAAUUAAAUAAAUUAUUGUCUGGCGUGACUAUUGCUCAGGGCGGUGUCUUGCCAAACAUACAAGCUAAAAUGGCGCGUACUAAGCAAACGGCGCGGAAAUCGACUGGUGGAAAGGCUCCUCGGAAGCAAUUGGCUACCAAAGCAGCUCGAAAAAGUGCGCCUGCAACUGGUGGAGUAAAGAAACCUCAUCGUUAUAGGCCUGGCACUGUUGCUCUUCGUGAAAUUCGUCGUUAUCAGAAAAGUACUGAAUUACUUAUCCGUAAAUUACCGUUCCAACGUCUCGUACGUGAAAUUGCUCAAGAUUUCAAAACCGAUUUACGUUUCCAAAGUUCAGCUGUGAUGGCUCUUCAAGAAGCUAGUGAAGCAUACUUGGUUGGAUUAUUCGAAGAUACUAAUCUCUGUGCUAUUCACGCAAAACGUGUUACUAUCAUGCCCAAAGAUAUUCAAUUAGCUCGACGAAUUAGAGGAGAAAGAGCUUAAUUUCAUGAGGUUUCAAAUACUAAAAAUCGGCCCUUUUUAGGGCCAACA
Molecule: messenger RNA, 1307 nt
Organism: Vespula vulgaris
Lineage: Eukaryota; Metazoa; Arthropoda; Insecta; Hymenoptera; Vespidae
Exons: 4
Coding region: 45-1259 (404 amino acids)
Cellular component (GO): nucleosome
Molecular function (GO): structural constituent of chromatin; DNA binding; protein heterodimerization activity
Source: RefSeq, a predicted model, not a curated record